AUGCAUAACUCGAUAUUCAACAGCAUUCUGGCAAAUGAUACAUUAAGAAACCAAGAAAAAGCUGGGAACUCACGACAGGAUUUAAAUCACAUACAAGUUUUUAACAUGGAUGCCUCCCCGAUUACACCAAGCGCAGAUGAUUACGGGAUGUAUACUACUGAGAUUUCACAUCAUAACACGAUAGAAUUAAAAAAUCUACUAUCAUCAUCAGACUCUAGAAGGAAUUCUCAAGACGAAGAUAGGCUAUCCGGUAAUACAAACGUAGUCAAAGAAGUCGACUGGCAAGGCGAGAAAGUUAAAACAUAUCCGCUAAAUUAUCAAACUGUACCAUUAGUGAAGCUGCAGGUGAUAGCAUGCUUGGUUAUGUUCGUAGUUUUUGGCAUGAAUGAUCAAACAGUAGGUGCACUACUUCCUACACUGAUCGAGUACUAUCAUAUAUCGCGGGUGGACGUUUCAAACGUGUUUAUAGUUCAACUCUGUGGCUAUGUAGUGGCGUCUUUAUCAAACGAAAGAUUGAAUAAGCACUUUGGUAUGAGAGGGGGUAUGCUUCUAGCAGCCGCUUUGUGUAUAGUAUUCCUUAUUGUUUUGGCAACUGCUCCCUCCAAUUUCUACGUCUGUAUGUUUUGUGGCCUUCCUCUUGGCUUAGGUAUCGGCAUUUUAGAUUCUACUGGUAAUGUUUUAAUGGGUAGUCUUUUAGUUCAUAAGAAUGAACUCAUGGGUAUCAUGCAUGGUCUUUAUGGGGCAGCAGCUAUGGUUACUCCGCCCUUGGUUUCAUAUUUUGUUGAAUGGGGUCACUGGUCUCUCUUUUUUCUUAUUCCUCUGUUCUUUUCUAUAAUAGGCAUGAUUAUAAUCUUUCCAGCCUUUAAAUUUGAAACUGCCAGUAAAUACGACUAUCUCUGUUCUAUGGAAAACAAAGAAAAUAACAAUGAUGUAGAAGGAGGAGGUGAUGAGUCUCAGAUGGAAUCUACCAAGACAAGCCCAGGAUUUUUUGAACUUUUAAAAAAUCCCGCUAUUUUCUUGUACUCAUUAUAUUUGUUUCUUUACUUAGGUGCUGAAAUCACGACUGGUUCAUGGUUCUUCAGUUAUUUAUUAGAAACUAAAUCAAGUAAUAAGGUCGCUAUGUCUUACAUAGCAGCAUCAUUUUGGACAGGUUUAACUGUAGGAAGGUUAUUCCUAGGAUUUGUUACUGAGAGAUUCUUCGAGAACGAAUAUAAAGCAAGCAAAGCGUAUGCUUUUCUUACCCUAACGUCAUACACAUUGUUUGUGCUUGUUGGGCUGAUCAAUUCGAGCUCAGUUUUCUAUUUCAUCGUGUUAUUCUUUGUUGUUUUCUGUUGUGGUACGUUUAUCGGACCAUUGUUUCCAAAUGCAAGUAUAGUUGCCUUACAAGUGCUGCCAAAGAGAUUACAUGUGAGCGGAGUUGGUGUUGCCGUUGCAGUUGGUGGUUGUGGUGGCGCAGCCAUUCCAUAUUUGGCUGGGGUCCUUGCACAUACAGUGGGUAUCCAGUAUAUUCCACUACUAUGUUGGAUUAUGGUUGCAUUAUUUACAUUGGAAUGGACAUUGUAUCCUAAAUUCAUUAGAGGUCAUGAAGAAUAUUUUUAG
Molecule: messenger RNA, 1599 nt
Organism: Saccharomyces paradoxus
Lineage: Eukaryota; Fungi; Ascomycota; Saccharomycetes; Saccharomycetales; Saccharomycetaceae
Gene: BSC6
Product: Bsc6p
Exons: 1
Coding region: 1-1599 (532 amino acids)
Biological process (GO): transmembrane transport
Cellular component (GO): membrane
Molecular function (GO): transmembrane transporter activity
Source: RefSeq, a predicted model, not a curated record